AUGAACAACUUUCCGAGCCAACAAGAUCGAAAGGGGAAGGGGAGGGCCCCUACAACGCCUCCCCCAUCGCCAAAGAGGGCUAAGACCCCACCGACAACCUCGGGCCCUGCUUCUAGCAGCCAGCCCGAGCCCAAGUCCGAGCCCGAGUUCGACUUAGAGGGGGCGUUCCACGAGGAGUUUGGAGCGGCGGAUGUGGAACCGCCAAAAGACCAGGUCAUCUUGAACCGGCCGAAGCGAGUACCUCGUUUAUCGAGGGUCGCUAAGGCUGGUUCGAGUUCAGCGGCUGUUCAACCAGUCGCGACUCCGCAAGCUGCUGCUCAACCAGCAGCUUCUGAGGGCGCCGGACCCUCUGCCUCGGUGAUGGCAGAACCGGUCCCGACUUUCAAUGGCUUUGCAGCCGUUGAAAAGUCUGCGGACAUUCUGUCUGCUGCCGUUGUAGAGGGGAAGGCCACCCCUCACGAAGGUCCAGCCGGCAACCCGGGUAAAGCCCCGUCUGCAGAGGAGCCACUCUCUGGCAUCGCUGCCUCCUUUUCGGAAAAGGAGCUGGCGCUCGCCAUGGUUCUGGCGAAUCUGAAGGCGAUGGUGGAGCCUGGUGCGCCAGCUUCGAGUAGCGUGGCGACAACGGCUGCUGAGGCCGCUGAACCACUGCCCAGCCCUUUCCUGCGCCCUUCCGAGGGUGUAGAUGUGGGAGGGUCAGUUGGUAUACCAGCGGUAGCACAGCCCGCGAAGCCAGCGCCAGCCGUCGGUGAAACGGCUCCUCAAAUGUCUUCCGAGACAGACAUUCCUGUCAUUGCGCUACAGGAUGUCAGCCCCCAGGGACCAACACUUGCGCAGCCCGUUUUCCCAACGGCUGUGGUCCCUACAGACAAGGAUGAAGGUGAUCUCCCAGAUGCACCUCCUUGUGCCAUCAUACACGUCGCAGUCGACCGGGAAAUCGACAUUCCCGACGCUCCGAUUGAUCCUUGUGAUCAUGACGAGGAUGUCAGGAUGUCUGAUGCCCCGGUCCUUCGUGCAUAUGGCGGGCGUUGUCUCCCGCUUUCUCGAAAGCACGUCCAAUUCUUGAAAAAGAUGCGGACUUUACAGGCGAGGAGCAAGUCAGAGCGGCAGAGGAGGAUGACGAUCAAUCUCUGGGGUACGGGUCUGUUCCCGCAGUUUUGCAGGAACUUCACGGACCCCCAGGUCAAGAUUGAUAGAGGGGGUAUUUAUUUGGUGGGGAGGAGCGUGUGCAAGUGGCCUAGACUAUCUUGA
Messenger RNA from Orbilia oligospora ATCC 24927, 1248 nucleotides. RefSeq lists its product as uncharacterized. The transcript has a single exon. The coding region runs from base 1 to 1248 and encodes 415 amino acids. The record is from RefSeq and is a predicted model, not a curated record. Lineage: Eukaryota; Fungi; Ascomycota; Orbiliomycetes; Orbiliales; Orbiliaceae.